Molecule: messenger RNA, 2992 nt
Organism: Habropoda laboriosa
Lineage: Eukaryota; Metazoa; Arthropoda; Insecta; Hymenoptera; Apidae
Gene: Oga
Product: protein O-GlcNAcase
Exons: 13
Coding region: 230-2992 (920 amino acids)
Biological process (GO): glycoprotein metabolic process
Molecular function (GO): beta-N-acetylglucosaminidase activity
Source: RefSeq, a predicted model, not a curated record
GUUUCGUUCUAUCGGAAUUGCACUAUUCCGAGCAAAUUUUUUUUCUUCUCAAGAAAACGAGUAAUGCUGUCGUGACGAUCGCGCAACAGAGUCGUGUUCCAAGAAAGAUAGCAUUUACGUCCGUCUCUCUUUGCGUUCUUUCAAGAAACGACGGCAUUUUUGCACCCGAGAACUCCUUUAGCCAUUUUUGUAGUCCGAUACUAAACAAACGUGCCUCUUGCGAUCCGCAAUGGCGGGGACAAAUGGGGCCGCAAAUUUAAAUACGAAAAACGGCAAUUUUAUCUGCGGCGUCGUCGAAGGAUUUUACGGAAGGCCUUGGACCACAGAACAAAGGAAGGAUUUAUUUCAAAAAUUAAAAAAAUGGGGAAUGGAUUCAUAUUUGUAUGCUCCAAAAGAUGAUUACAAGCACCGUGCAUAUUGGAGAGAUUUGUAUACUGUAGAAGAAGCUGAACAUUUAACAGGGUUGAUAACAGCUGCUAGAGAAUGUGGCAUUACAUUUUAUUAUGCAUUGUCACCAGGCUUGGAUAUCACUUAUUCAAGUGCAAAGGAAGUUACAAUAUUAAAAAGAAAAUUAGAACAAGUUAGCCAGUUUGGUUGCACUGCAUUUGCUUUGUUAUUUGAUGAUAUAGAACCAGAAAUGAGUGAAGCUGAUAAAGAAGUAUUCCAGUCCUUUGCUCAUGCACAAGUUUCUGUUACAAAUGACAUUUUCCAACAUCUUGGUCAACCCCGAUUCUUAUUGUGCCCAACACAAUAUUGUGCAACUCGGGCAAUGCCAAAUGUAUCAUCCUCAGAGUAUCUUAACACACUAGGCAUUAAAUUAGCUCAAGAAAUUGAUAUAAUGUGGACUGGUCCUAAAGUAAUAUCCAGACUUUUAACUGUAGAGUCUAUUGAGGAGAUUACAGAAGUUUUAAGAAGGCCACCGGUCAUAUGGGAUAAUCUGCAUGCCAAUGAUUAUGAUCAAAAAAGAGUAUUCUUAGGACCGUAUUCUGGUAGAUCUCCUGAUCUAAUCCCUAAGUUAAGAGGUGUUUUAACCAAUCCCAACUGUGAAUAUGGAGCAAAUUUUAUAGCAAUUCAUACACUGGCUCAAUGGAGCAGGUGUAAUGUUGAUGGGAAAAGGGACUUAAGUUUAAAUGAUACUGUAUCGGCUGAUAUAAAAUUAGAAACUGAAACAGAAGAUGGUGUACUUGGAGAAGAUGUUCCUUCAACAAUGUCUCCAAAUAUAUAUCAUCCUCGACACGCUUUGAAAAAUGCGAUAAUGGACUGGUUAAUGGAAUUUGACAAAAAGCGAAAUGCAUGGGGUGUUAUAGCAAAACCACAACCAUGCGUUGCUCCAACAGUACCGAUUCCAAUAAUUCCCUCUGUAAAUACAUGUAUGAGUCUUACGUCGACGACAACGACAACCUCCGUUCCGGCGACACCUACACCAGUGAGCACUUCGAAUCAUCUUCAAGCAUUAGCUGAAGUUUGCUCAACCGUCACGACUACUGAGAGUUAUGUACAGCCUUCAGCUGGUCCUAUCAUGAAUUCCUUGGUGUCUGAUACAACUGUUGUUAGUGAAUCUAUUAUUCCAUCAAUUUCUACUAACGUAGAAAGUGUACCGAGUUCGAAUGCUUUGUCAUCCAUGGAACCAAUGGAUUGUAACACAACACCUAAUAAUUCCCCAGCACAUGCAGUCAAAAUUCAUUCAGAGGAUGAUGCUAUGGUAGAGAAUACUUCUACGUGUAGCGAAACCUCUGGCAGCAUGCAAGUAGAAGUAGAUGGCACUUCUCCUGUAGUAAAUGGCACUCAAAUGAUAGUUGAAAAUGAUAGCGGUGAUAAUGCGGAUCAAGAAUCGAUCGAAGCUGAUAAGCGACUGACGCAAGAGGAUCUAUCAUUAUUAUGUGAUCUUUUUUAUUUACCAUUUGAACAUGGUGGUCAAGGCAUUCAACUAUUACAAGAGUUUAAUUGGCUGAAAAGUAAUGCCCACGUCGUCAUGAGAAAAUCGAAAGAGGACGAAAAUGUGUCUCAGUCUGAUAUCGAAGAAUGGCACGCACGGGCAGCUAAAUUAAAUGAUAUGUGCAAUGCAGUAAACAGAUUAUUUCAGCGACUUACAUAUUGUAAUAAUCGUGAGUUGCUAUAUGACCUGUAUUCGUAUGUCUGGGACAUGCGAGGAGUUGUGUCCCUCUUAAAUAGUUACGUGAAAUGGUUGGCGUUUGGCAGAUACCCGUCGUCGAUGACAACGUUUACCCAGGGAAGCUACACAUGGUUCUCGAAUGGCUGGAAAGAAACUUUUAUGAGUGGAGAUCAAGAACCAUGGGUAUUCCGUGGAGGACUUACAGCUGAUCUACAGAGAUUAAUUCCAGUGGACAGUGGUAAUGACUUGUUCGUUUACAAAGCACCAGAAGUGCCCAGUAGUAAAAUCUAUACAAUAAGGCCUUACUUAGUAAGCGACGAAGAUUCUGUUUAUGCUGUGUACAAUAAGAUUUCCGGCUGUGUGACAUCGUCUGCAGUGGCAGAUCGAUUUGUUGGAGGUUUCUUAACAUUGAGCCCAGAACUGUGUAUGGUUGUUGAAGAUGAAAGUGGUAUAGUAGGUUACGCAUUGGCUGCCUUAAAUGUAAAGUCUUAUAAUCAGAAAUUAGCUGUGUCUUGGAUUCCCGAGUUGAGGAUGAAAUAUGCAUUGGAAGACAAUAUCAAUGAAUUACCGCAAGAUGUUCAAGAUGCCAUACAGUAUUUCCACUCGUUUGUUCCUGAAGUGUCAGAACAAUUGUGUAGGCAACAUCCAUCAAAGCUGUUGUGUGCUAUAUUGCCAAGCGUCACCGACCAAUCUGUUCCUAAAAGAUUAAUUACGUGUAUCCUCGCAGCUUUAAGAGCAAAUGGUUCUUUCGGUGUACACACUACGAUGUCGAACACAGACAAGGAAGCCCACGAGUUUUACAGUAAAUUAGGCUUCGUCGACUUAAAUCUAGCGCAUGAAGAACUUCCCGGAAUCAAAACUAUGUGUAGAAGUUUCUAA